CUCUCGGGUUCGCAGUCGCCGGCUGAGGUCAGAGGAGGCGGGCAGCGCGUCCGAGCCGAGCGCCUGCGCGAGCCGGGAGACCCGGGGAUCCGGAGCCCGAGACGCCGCCUGGGCCCAGCGCCGCCAGCCCGGCAUGGAGGGCGAGUGCCGGGUGCUGUCCAUCCAGAGCCACGUCGUCCGCGGCUACGUGGGCAACCGGGCAGCCACGUUCCCGCUGCAGGUUUUGGGAUUUGAGAUCGAUGCAGUGAACUCUGUCCAGUUUUCAAACCACACAGGCUACGCCCACUGGAAGGGCCAAGUGCUGAAUUCACAGGAGCUCCAUGAACUGUACGAAGGUCUCAAGCUGAACAGUGUGAAUAAGUAUGACUACGUGCUCACGGGCUACACGAGAGACAAGUCCUUCCUGGCUAUGGUGGUGGACAUCGUGCAGGAGCUGAAGCAGCAGAAUUCCCGGCUCGUGUAUGUGUGUGAUCCUGUGAUGGGUGACAAGUGGGACGGCGAAGGCUCCAUGUAUGUUCCCCAGGACCUGCUGCCUGUGUACAGGGAGAAAGUGGUGCCUGUUGCCGACAUCAUUACCCCCAACCAGUUUGAGGCUGAGUUGUUGAGUGGCAGAAAGAUCCACAGCCAGGAAGAAGCGCUCGAGGUGAUGGACAUGUUGCACUGCAUGGGUCCCGACACGGUGGUCAUCACCAGCUCUGACCUGCCCUCCCCACAGGGCAGCGACUACCUGAUUGCACUGGGCAGCCAGAGGAUGAAGAGGCCUGAUGGCUCCACGGUGACCCAACGCAUCCGGAUGGACAUGCGCAAGGUAGACGCGGUCUUCGUGGGCACUGGAGACCUCUUUGCUGCCAUGCUCUUGGCGUGGACACACAAACACCCAGACAAUCUCAAGGUGGCCUGUGAGAAAACCGUGUCUGCCAUGUAUCAUGUGCUGCAGAGGACCAUCCGGUGUGCACAAGCCCAGGCUGGGGAAGGACGGAAGCCCAGCCCAGCCCAGCUGGAGCUGAGGAUGGUCCAGAGCAAGAAGGACAUAGAGGACCCAGAGAUCGUCGUGCAGGCCACGGUGCUGUGAGGGCCACACACUCCCACCCCUGACGCACAGCACGCUGGUGUCUCUGUUUUCGUCCCUGUGAAAAGCUGUAACGUCUGCCUUAGAGCCAUGAUCGAAACUUGACAUUUUGUUCUUUCAUGAGUGUCGGGUAUCGGCCGAUCUCAAUCGUGAAAAUGUGCCAUUGUGCUUUUUAAAGUCACAAAGCCGUCACAGAAAUGUGUUAUUCGAAAGCCAGGUGCCCUCCCCCUGAGGCUCCAGGUCUCCUGACCGCCCCCACAUCCGCCUGCUCAGGGGUGUCCUGUGUGGGUACAUGGCGAGUGGGUGGGGGAACAGGUCCUGUUGCCUGUGGACUCUCCAUUGGACCGCUGGCCGCCAUUGCCCCCAGAUCCCUGACCCUGUGUGGGUUGGGCCUGCAGCAGCAUUGUAUCUCUGAGGUUGGGUCGGGUCUUAAUGUUGGCAUCUGGCAGAAUUAUGCCAGAUAUCUUCGUGGCCAUUCUGGUCUAACCCUCUGUUCCUUUCAUUAGUUUCUGUAUCUUACUUUGCUGCUCUUUGGGUCUCCGGGGAUGCCGGAUUUUAGAUGACUGUUGAACUGUGGGAAGGUUUCUUAGCCUUGUGCUUCCCCAUGCUUGGUGUGCACACAAGCGUGUAGUCACUGUGACGGGGACCUUUCCAGGGCCCAGAAAGUUCCAGGGCUUCUACAAGCCUCUUGGGUGUCAGCAGGCCCUCUUGUAACUUGGGAACAACUACUGAGAAUCUGACCAGAUGGGGGCGCUGCUGGGCCCAGGACAGCUUGGAAACUUCAGAGAAGGUUGCUGCAUUGGGCUCCUGGGUGGAACCCAGCCCACAGACAGACAGGGACAGAGGGGCAGGGGUGCUGCCUGUUUCCCAGUGGCAUAUUGGUUCUGUAUUCAGUGCCCACCACUCGCUGAGGGGCAAGAGGGCCUUGGUGAAGCCAGCUAGCUCCAUCCCGCCCUCCCUGCCCCCAGAAGUUGUACUUCUAUAGGGAGCUCUUGGUACUAUGGGGCAGGGCAGUCCUCAGGCCCCUGCAGUAGAUUGUGGCAUGUCCACUGCUCAGGGGUGACCUCUGUGUCUCCACUGUGUCUCCACUGUGCUUAAUAGUUUGGGGUCCCUAAAGCAUGUCUGUGACUGGGAUGGCCCAUCUUUGACCUUGAUCCCAGAACCUGCUUCAAUUUCUCUGUACCUCAGGUCAAUGUAGAUUUACCUCUCCUGGGAACCACAGGCAGAGGAGAAAUGGAGAGACUGGAGCAGGUGGGAAGCACACUGUGGCCCCCAGGAGAGCAGGUUCUCCAGGGGUGCCUGGCUCCAAGCCCCAUACAUCUAAAUACGGUUCCAGUGUCUCCCCUUCCAGAGCAUAUUCAACCUGUUAAAACGCCCAGGACAGAGACGCUAGUCCACAUGGGAUCAGUGCUGGUCCACCUCCAUUCCCCCACCCAGCUCACAUUCUGAGCCUCUUGUUAAUCACAAGCAGGACAAAAGGCCCUGCAGGCAAAGGCACUGCCGCCAAGCCUGACAACCUGAGUCCAAUCCCCAGGGCCCACAUGAUGGAAGGAGAGAACCAGCUUCCAAAAAUUGUCCUCUGACCCCCCUCACAUGCGGCAUCUGUGUUUCUGCCACACCCCUCCCACUAAAUAAAUAAAUGUAAUUUUUAAAACUA
Nannospalax galili (Upper Galilee mountains blind mole rat) is the source of this 2726-nucleotide messenger RNA. RefSeq names its product pyridoxal kinase (gene Pdxk). Gene Ontology annotation, biological process: pyridoxal 5'-phosphate salvage. The record is from RefSeq and is a predicted model, not a curated record. Lineage: Eukaryota; Metazoa; Chordata; Mammalia; Rodentia; Spalacidae. Gene Ontology annotation, molecular function: pyridoxal kinase activity. The transcript has 11 exons. Gene Ontology annotation, cellular component: cytosol. Bases 134 to 1072 code for a protein of 312 amino acids.